This is a messenger RNA of Misgurnus anguillicaudatus (oriental weatherfish), 2521 nucleotides long. The record is from RefSeq and is a predicted model, not a curated record. Lineage: Eukaryota; Metazoa; Chordata; Actinopteri; Cypriniformes; Cobitidae.
CUCGAACGAUCUGCGCUGCAACGCAUGAAGUGACAUGUCUAUUCUGAAUGCUGUAUGACCACCUAAAUGUCUAUUAUAAAAUAAUAUAAUAAACGUUAGGUGUAUUUAUUUAUAUUGUACACAUUUCCUGUUGCAUUUACAUCGCUUUUCUGCAGAUUCCGACCCUCUUCGAAUGCAGCUAUUGGUCAAAUUGCCUGUCAGUCAGGGAGAGCGACGGUUUGACGGAGCACGUGAUCAAUCAGGUUGAGACUUGAGAGGACAACUGAAACAAACGACAGGACUGAAGCAAGUACUGUAUUUACAUAUGAAUUGCCCUUAAAUAGUAUAAACAACCUUUAAUCCUUAUAUAUUAGUUUAUGUAUCAGCUGUGUAAAGUGCAACGCUGGAUAUUAACAUCAUUGUUGACAUUUAACAAAAUGAACUCGCUAACGCAAAAGGUUACAAAUGAUGCUUGCGAGGCAACACAUUAAGAACGAGACAGACAAAUUAAGGAAGAAAUAAUGUGAAGAUCACCACCGCACCCACGAUCAGAAGACCAAAGACAACAACACUUAUCAGGAUUGUAAGAUGUGAGGGUGUGUUUGGUGUUGAUACAGAUGAAGUGAAGUCAGUGUCGGUGAUGGAGGGAGAUACUGUGACUUUAAACAGUGAUCUUACUGAAAUCCAGGAGGACGAUUUGAUCAUGUGGAUGUGUGGAGAUUCUUGUAUAGCUAAACUCAACACGACAUACCAAAUGAUCUCUGAAGGCAAUGAGAGAUUUGAGGGCCGAAUAGAGCUGGACAGUAUGACUGGAUCGCUCACCAUCAGAAACAUCUCAACCACAGACGCUGGACAAUAUAAAGCUCAGAUCAUUGGAGAAAAAGUGACAAGGAAAACGUUCAAUGUUACUGUCAAUGCUCGUCUUCCCGUUCCUGUCAUCAUCAGUUAUUGUCCACAAAAUCCUCCAUCAUCGGAAAUAUCAUCAGUUUCAAAAUGUGUGUUGAUGUGUUCAGUGUUGAGUGUGAGAGAUGCAACUCUCUCCUGGUACAAAGGAAACCGUUUAUUGUCCAUCAUCAGUGUGUCUGAUCUCAACAUCAGACUCUCUCUACCUCUGGAGGUUGAAUAUCAGGAUACAAACACAUACAGAUGUGUACUCAAAAAUCCCAUAUCAAACCAAACUCAACAUCUCAACAUCCCUAAACUCUGUCAGCCGUGUUCAGAUUGUGUCUGCUGUUGUGGUACUACUGAAGCUGUGAUCCAGUUGGUCAUUUCAGUUCUGGUGGGCGUGGCUACUGUUGUUGUUUUAGUUUAUGACAUUAUGUCCAGAAGAGCUGAACAGCAAAGUGGGCAAACAAGGGCUUCUGCUGUUCUAGGUCACUAAUGUGUGUUUUUAUUAUAAGAGGAGCCUAUAGCGUGCAUAUUUGUACGUUUUAACAAUCACACUCAUAUUUUCAUUUAGCUUACACAAUGAUUUCUCUUGUUGUGGUUUAGUAAUGUAGGUGGUGACCUGCAUCUGUGUCACUUUCUGUGUUAUAACCUGCAGGAGCAAGAACAGGAAAUUGUUUUGCAAGAAAAAAAAUGUGUUACUUGUUACUGAAAAAAUGUGACCCCUUACCAUCAGUCACACCUUACACUGUAAAAACCUUGCUGUAGUUAUGCAACUGUUUGCCAGUAACUUACUGUAGAUUUAGAUUUUUGUUAUUUACUGGCAACAGUUUGUUCAAAGUUAAAUAAACAUUAAAUAUUAACAAGUCUUUAUCUUUACAGAAGAAAACUGUAAAAUAACAGCCUCAUGCAAAGCAUUCAACUAGAAAUCCUCAUUAACCUUUUUCUGUUUUUUCCUUCAGAUUUUGGUUCCCAGAAUGCUUUGCAUGAUGCUGUUAUUUUAGUUUUAUUCUGUAAAGACAAAGACUUGUUCAUGUUAAUCUUCAUUAACUUUGAAUAAACUGUUGCCAGUAAAUAACAUCAAUUUAAAUCUACAGUAAGUUACUGGCAAACAGCUGACUAUAAAACUGUCAUUUCUACAUAAAUGUUUAACUUUAUCUUUAUAUUGAUUAUAUGUUACAGUUAACAAAAGCUAAAUUCCUGCCUGUGAUGAGAUACAUUUAUAUAUUUUUAAUAGAUUAAAUUACACUUUUUAGACAAUUUAGAUAACAAUUUUUUAAGCUUUUGGUAUAUGUGAGUAAAUUCAUAUUAAGAUAAUUUUUUUUACACAUCAUAACACUACACAUAUUAUGAAAAUUUGCAAUCAUACCCUGCAGUCUGCCAUGUUUUCUAUUUCAUGUUUUAUACUUCUUAUGUCUAUAUUGUUUGUUCAAAAAUAUAUUUUCUGUAAAUUGGCAUUGCAACAAUGUAAAAUAGUAAAAAGCACUAUAUAAAUAAAUUGGAAAUUGACAUCAGAAUAAUGUAGAUUUUCUGUCCUGUCAUGACCAAAUAUUGAUUGUAAUAUUUAUAAUUUUUUAUCAGAAAAUUAAAACUCAUGAACAAAAAACUCAUAAUGCAACGGCGAGUGAAAAAAUAAUUUACAUUGCGAUAUGUAACC